AUGAUGGAUCUCAGCUUCGCACGUGUCCAAAUACCAUUAAAUCACGAUCCCAAAUUUAAAAGGAUAACCACAAGUACACUUGGAGUAGUCUCCCCAAUUCGUCUUGAUCAGCCAAUGGUUCAAACAGAGAGUAUUUCCAUUAAACCAUUCGAUGAAGGUAUUCAACAGACCGACUCCGUUGUUUCAACAAGCUUUAACGCCAAAUUUAAAGAAGAAGAGAAGAACGUGAAAAAGUUACAAUCACUUUCAACUGUUAUAGUAAGAAAGAGUUUUGCAUUAAAUGUUUACCCAGUUAAAGUAUUAACAAGUGUUAAAGGAUAUUCUGCGAAUGCUAUUAAAGAGAGAAAAAUGAAGGAUGAGACUUGUUUCCAGCAAGCCAUUUGUCUCAUGUUAUUCCAUUUCUUUGGAGAAUUUACCAUUCUCAAACCAGUCAAACAAUCUUCAGCUACAAAUUCUUUGCCCAAAUUGUAUAGACUCCAUUUCUUAGAUGUUGAAAUUAAAAUAGAAGAAUUCCUUUCUCUUAUCUACAAAAACAAAAACACCAAGUUUGAUGGGACUGAAACAAAGAAGACUAUCCAAAGAAGUUCAAACAAGAAUGCACUUUAUGCCACUCACAAUUAUCUCCUCGACAUUCUCAGAAUUUGUGGGUUCUUUUUUGAAUCCACUUAUCCUAAGAAGUCUUGUAAAUGCAUGGAACAAGAAAGAGUCAAGAAAAUAUUUUAUGGUAAUCACCUCUUACUCACCAAAAGUGAAAUGGAUAUUUUUGGAAAGGAAAUAAACGACUUCUUCCUUGGAAGAGUACUCCAGACGGGUUCAGAGACAUUCAGUAGGAAUAACAGAAUUCUGGAAACUUUCUUAUCAACUAAUGUCCCUUUAUUAUACCAAAAGCUUGUUCCUUUCUUGGAUUCUUUCGUCUAA
This is a messenger RNA of Entamoeba invadens IP1, 918 nucleotides long. RefSeq lists its product as hypothetical. Bases 1 to 918 code for a protein of 305 amino acids. Lineage: Eukaryota; Evosea; Mastigamoebida; Endamoebidae. The record is from RefSeq and is a predicted model, not a curated record. The transcript has a single exon.